This is a messenger RNA of Myripristis murdjan (pinecone soldierfish), 2508 nucleotides long. RefSeq names its product extracellular calcium-sensing receptor-like. Gene Ontology annotation, molecular function: G protein-coupled receptor activity. The transcript is spliced from 6 exons. The coding region runs from base 19 to 2508 and encodes 829 amino acids. Lineage: Eukaryota; Metazoa; Chordata; Actinopteri; Holocentriformes; Holocentridae. The record is from RefSeq and is a predicted model, not a curated record. Gene Ontology annotation, cellular component: plasma membrane. Gene Ontology annotation, biological process: G protein-coupled receptor signaling pathway.
CUGCUGGGCAGGUUUGAGAUGCCGAGUUUGUUCAAGCAGGGAGAUGUAAUGAUCGGAGGCAUUUUUCCUAUUUUCACCAAACAACUGAGCAGCACUACUUCAUUUGAAAGAGAUCCACCAGGAGUGAGAUGUGCACUAUUUGACCUGCGUGCUUUCCGCUGGACCCAGGUGAUGAUAUUUGCAAUUGAGGAAAUCAACAAUCACCCUACUCUGCUGCCCAACAUAUCUCUCGGCUAUAGGAUUCUUGAUUCUUGUGGGUCUCCUCCAAAUGCCUUACGUGCUGCAUUAAUGUUGGUUAGUAGUCCAGAGGAGAUGGAAUCAUCUUCCCUCUGUCCGCCACCUAUUUCUGCUAUCAUAGGAGAGUCAGGAUCAUCACGGUCGGUAGUCUUGGCUGAAGCCUUUGGACCAUUCCAAGUGCCACUAGUCAGUUACUUCUCAACAUGUGCCUGCUUAAGUGACAAAACUAAAUACCCAACAUUUUUUCGGACAAUCCCUAGUGACUUCUACCAAGCUAAAGCUUUGGCAGCACUGGUCAAACGUUUUGGUUGGCAGUGGAUUGGGGCCAUACAGUCAGACAGUAACUAUGGGCGCAAUGGGAUCCUGGCCUUUACUAAAGAAGUUAAAAAGUUUGGGGUCUGUGUUGCAUUUGUUGGUACAGUUCUACGGACAUACAAGAUGGAUAAAAUCCUGCAUGUUGUGGAAAUGAUCAAACAAUCAACUGUCAAAGUCAUCCUGGCUUUUGCUGCAGACGGAGACCUCUACCCUUUGAUGAAAGAGGUAGUAAAACAGAACAUUACAAGAAUUCAGUGGAUUGCCAGUGAGGCCUGGAUAACAGCUGCACGACCCUCCACUCCUGAAAUAUACCGCUCUUUUGGUGGAGCAGUAGGGUUUGUGGCACGGAAAAUGGCCAUUCCAAAGCUAAGGCCAUUCCUUGCAGGCAUCAGCCCUUAUACAAACACAGGUGCAGCCUUUGUGAGGGAUUUCUGGGAGGUGAUGGUGGGCUGCAGACCCCCAUUACCUGGGGAGCUCCCAGGGACUCAGGCCAAGAGUGAAAUGUGCACCGGAGCGGAGUCACUAAUGAAUUCACAGGAUGCAUUUUUCAAUGUCACAGAGCUUAGAGUGUCUUAUAAUGUGUAUAAAGCAGUUUAUGCUGUUGCACAUGCCCUUCACCAUUUGCUUUUUUGCCAACCAUUUGAGGAAAAACCAGUGAGACCGUGUUUGAACAUAUCAGAAAUUCAGCCAAAAGAGGUAACAGGUCACCUGCAAAGGGUACACUUUACAAAUCAGUUUGGGGAGACUGUGUUCUUUGACCAGAAUGGGGACCCUCCUGCUUCUUAUGACAUUAUAAACUGGCAGCUGAGAGACGGACAGGUGCAGCAUGUGACAGUGGGGCAUUUUGCCUCAGCUGCUAAUAGGAAAUAUGAGCUCAGCAUCCAGGAGGAAAAGAUUGUGUGGAGGACUGGGAAAAUGGUUCCACAAUCAGUGUGCUCUGCUGUUUGUCCAGUGGGAACCAGGAGAGCUCAAAUUCAGGGAAAACCCAUCUGCUGUUUUGAUUGCAUCCCUUGUGCUGAUGGAACUAUAGCCAACUCAACAGGUGCAGCAGAAUGUACACCUUGUCCACAGGAGUACUGGUCAAAUGAGAGGAGAGACAAGUGCAUUCUGAAAACAGUUGAAUUCCUGUCAUAUCAUGAGCCGAUGGGAAUAGCACUCACAGCUGUAUCACUACUUGGGGCUUUUCUGUCACUGGCCACAAUGUUGGUCUUUAUCCGUUACCGAGAAACCCCAGUAAUUAAGGCGAGCAACUCUGAGCUAAGUUGUUUCUUGCUGUUUUCUCUCUUCAUGUGUUUCCUCUGUCCCCUCACCUUCAUUGGGAGACCUACAGUCUGGACCUGUAUGCUCCGACACACAGCUUUUGGUGUGACUUUUGCACUUUGUAUUUCCUGUGUCUUGGGAAAAACUAUAGUUGUAGUGAUAGCUUUCAGAGCCACUGUUCCUGGUAACAAAAUGGCUGCAAAGUUUGGUCCUGUCCAGCAGAGGAUCAUAGUUUGCUCAUGCAUUUUGUUUCAGAUAAUUAUAUGCAUACUGUGGCUGAAGUUAAACCCACCUUUUCCAGACAUGGUUUUCAGAUACAGUAAAAAGAAGAUAGUUUUAGAGUGUAACACUGGCUCUGAGGCUGCCUUCUAUGCAGUCCUUGGAUACAUAGGGAUCCUUGCAGCAAUAUGUUUGGUUCUGGCAUUUCUAGCCCACAAGUUGCCUGAUAACUUCAAUGAAGCCAAAUUCAUCACCUUCAGCAUGCUGAUAUUCUGUGCUGUGUGGAUCACCUUUAUCCCAGCUUAUGUGAGCUCUCCAGGCAAAUUCACUGUAGCUGUGGAGAUAUUUGCAAUUUUGUCCUCUGCAUUUGGCUUACUUAUUAGCAUUUUUGCACCUAAAUGUUACAUAAUAUUGAUAAAGCCAGAGAGAAAUAACAAGAGGCAUGUCAUGGGAAAAGAACAAAGCAAAAGACUAUGA